Messenger RNA from Malania oleifera, 1144 nucleotides. Its product is annotated as (+)-borneol dehydrogenase 1-like. Gene Ontology annotation, molecular function: oxidoreductase activity. The record is from RefSeq and is a predicted model, not a curated record. The transcript is spliced from 2 exons. Lineage: Eukaryota; Viridiplantae; Streptophyta; Magnoliopsida; Santalales; Ximeniaceae. The coding region runs from base 123 to 947 and encodes 274 amino acids.
CUAUAAAUCCCAAUUCCUAAACAGCGGAACACCCAAGCUAGCCAGCUCCUCCAUUACGAUUUCCAUUUCCAUAACCAUUUCCAUUUCCAGCAACACUAAUUAAGCUCCAUCUACCGGAGAAGAUGAGUCCUGCUGUAUCCAUGGAAGCUCCCACCACCCCCAAAAGAUUGCAAAGCAAGGUAGCCAUAAUCACCGGCGGUGCAAGCGGCAUCGGGGCCAGCACCGUGCACCUCUUCUGGGAAAACGGCGCCACGAUCGUCAUCGCCGACAUCCAAGACGAUCUCGGGCAAGCCAUCGCCAACGAUCUCGGCGAUACCGUCUCCUACGUCCACUGCGACGUCUCGAACGAAGACGACGUCCGCAACCUGGUCGACGCCACCGUGUCUCGCCACGGUAAGCUCGACAUAAUGUACAACAAUGCCGGCGUGAUCGACCGGACCUUCGGCAGCAUCCUCGACACCAAAAAGUCGGACGUGGAGCGAGUUCUCAGCGUGAACCUGGUGGGCGCGUUCCUGGGUGCGAAGCAUGCCGCCAGGGUGAUGGUCCCGCGGGGGAAGGGGUGCAUCCUUUUCACGGCGAGCGCGUGCACGGCCAUUGCGGGGAUAUCGACGCCGACGUACGCGGCGUCGAAGCACGGGGUGGUGGGGCUGGCGCGGAACCUGGCGGCGGAGCUGGGCCAGUUUGGGAUACGGGUGAACUGCGUGUCGCCGUUCGCGGUGAUAACGGGGAUAGCGCGGGGGCCGGUGAGCGAGGCGGACAUAGCGGAGGCGGAGGCGGCGCUGAGCGAGAGGAGCAACCUGAAGGGGCAGAUUCUGAAGGCGGACGGGAUUGCGCGGGCGGCGCUAUACUUGGCCAGCGACGACGCCUAUUACGUCAGCGGACUCAACCUGGUGGUCGACGGCGGCUUCAGUGUGGUGAACCCCUCCUUGACCCGGCACAUCAAGUGAUGGGUCAUCGGAUAAUCUUACCCGACCCGUUGAGGAAGUGGUUUCAGAUCAUUUUUAUUUGAAUAGGUUAUUUUAAUUUUUUAAUUAUUUUUAAAAUUUUAGGAAAAAAUAAGGUCACAUUCUCAUGGAAAUAAGAAUGAUUCGAUACCAUGGCUCUGAUUAAUUCUCAAAAUUUUCGGAGUCAUUGAUGGGUUUAA